Molecule: messenger RNA, 774 nt
Organism: Xyrauchen texanus (razorback sucker)
Lineage: Eukaryota; Metazoa; Chordata; Actinopteri; Cypriniformes; Catostomidae
Product: polyamine-modulated factor 1-like
Exons: 5
Coding region: 28-696 (222 amino acids)
Biological process (GO): chromosome segregation
Cellular component (GO): MIS12/MIND type complex
Source: RefSeq, a predicted model, not a curated record
UUGUGUAAAUAUCAACAGUUUAGAAACAUGGAGGAGUCUGAGAAGGACAGUGAAUCUGUUUCCGUUAAAAGUGAUGUGUGUAAAGUUGUUGACAGUGAUGCAGUUUCAGCCCGAAAAUCAACUAACCGGAAUUAUUCGGUUAAAUCUUCUCAGUGGAAACCGAGACUCAAACUGUUUAAAAAGGUGACGGAGAAGAGUCUGCAAUGGCUGGUAGAGAACGCAAGUUUCAACAGGUUUUCCCACUAUUUCCAGCCACUGUCAGCACAAAACCCCCAGCUGACAGAAGCCAUGCACAAACAGUUCGUCAGUCAACUACAGAUAUUAGUGCAGAAAGAAAUUGCCAGUGUGAUUGAGGAGGGAGACCUGCAGGUGAAGCUGGAAGAGUUGGAUAAACUGGAGGAGCUUGUUAAAGAUGCAUCAGAACCUGCAUGGCGUCCAACUGGAAUUCCAGAGCAGGAUGUGUGUAGUGAUUUAGUGACGAAUUAUAAGAAACAGGAGGAAUACAUGUGUCUACAGCUGAAGAAACUCCAGAAGGAAAACACACUGCUUGCUCAGAAAGUACAAGCCGGUAGAGAGACCAUCACCCAAACAGAGCAGCACAUUUCCACAGCAGUAGAAGAAUGGAGGGCUUCUAUUGAGGAUCUUGAAACAUUUGUUUCGACUCUUUCCUCUUCUGAAAACUUUGAGUCUCUGUGACAUCUGUGGACUAAGAAACAUUUCAAUUUGUGCCAUUGCAUGGCUUAUUUUUUUGUGAUACUAUCACACUAGUAUGUG